CGGAUUUGCUUUCUUAUUUGUCCUUUAAAUUCAGACUAUUAACUUCCAUUAAAUUAUAGUUGUGGUAAUAACUUCCGAAUUCCACUAUAUGUCUUGAAGUUUUGUCCAUAUUCUUCAUCUUCGUUAUUUCCCACUACAAAACCAACGAAAGAUCCUCUCAGAUUUUGUUGUGAAUCCAAAAACUAAUUUUCCUCUUAUAUUAUUGGGUCCCGUGUGACCUGGUUGUUUAGCAAUAGAAGCAGAUGCUUGUCAGAUCCGGAAUUGUGUAACUUUGUUCAGUUCAAACCAGUGGUCUUUGCUCAACGACAGUGAGUAACGACCGAAAUAUCUUGAUUAUUGGUCUAUGAGCUCUUUCCAACCUCGAUGUUUAAUUACAGAUCAAAAACACCAAGUUUCUAUGAUUCUCUAUUAUCUACUGUUUAUUAUGAGUCGAUUCAUACGACAAUAUACAAUACCUGACUAUACACCAACACAAAUAAGGUAAAACAUAUCUAUUAACAGUUUAUGUGUCAAACGAAAGCAUACAAUUAAAGGAAUAUAAAACGAGGCACCACUCCAAGCAUUUAAUAGUCAUACAAUAAUAAUAUAUCUAACAGUCCAUGUUGGCGGGAUAUAGAUUAGAUUAAAGCACUUUCGUGCGGGAUUGUGUUGGGGCACGCUGAUUGGCUAUUUCUCAACCAAUCAGCGUUAGUGGAGACUUGGAGAAGACUAGAAUAUUCUUAGAUGAAAAUUGUAAAUACACUAACGUUCUUCUUAUUGUGAUUCCUCCUUCCAUUCAACGUUUUUAUUAGGAAUAUAAUUACGUCCCUCUUCAACCGUGUUCUGAUUUGGGGACUUGUCGAGUGAAGUAUUGUUCAAGAAUACUAAGCAAUAAGAAUAGCUGGGUCGAAAUGAGAGUAAUUAUAACAGUGGAGACGAGGAAAAAAGAAAGCACACUUAAGAUGCGCAACAUGGUGCACGAAUGCGGAUGUUGGAAACUAUGACGCAAUAGCUUAGCAUCCACCGCUCGAGUUCACACUCUGUUUCAAGUACUUAUUGUGAUGCAGUUGCCAGCAGCAUCCCAGAAUUCAUCUGUGACCACGAAAGAGAAAAUACCUUCCUCACGUGGUUCAAGCGUUGGGAAGAUACAUUUAGAAUAGAGUUUUGUAAGCAAUACGACUCGAUUGUUGAUUAGUAAUUCGGGAAGUAAUUAAUAUGUACGCUACGCAGACCAUAUAUUGCCAAAGUUACCUCUAGAGCUCAAUUUCGAGGAGACAGUAACUAAAUUGUAAGAUAUUCGGCGAAUCAUCUUCAUUGUUUAGUAUUCGAUAUCAGUGUUUAAAUUUGGUGAAACGCGAAGGCGAUGAAUAUGGUGCUCUAGCAGAUGUCGUCAACAUUCAAGCCACGCUCAUUGAUGGAAGAUCAAUUUAAAUGCCUAGUAUUCAUCAAAGCUCCCCAGUCCCCACAAGGUGCUGAGAUUAGGACUCGACUUUUAACUCGACUAGAUCAAGAUCCAAACAUUACCAGUUCCUGAAGACUUGUUUGCUAAGCUUAAUGGUGGAACAUGUUUCGCGAAAAUAGACUUCUCCGAUGCCUAUCUGCGAGUGGAAGUAGAUAAUGAUUGUAGAGAACUUUUGACUAUCAACACUCAUCAAAGGUAAAAAGUAACAUCCACACCAAGGUCUGAAAUCAGUCUGGUUUUCUCAGGUUUGAAUUUCUAGAGCUCUAGUUAGACGUCGAUGUUAUUGAAGUUAAUAAUCCUGACACUAUGUAUUUCGCCUAUCUCCUGGAUUGAGAGUGAAUAAUAGUCACGUCUUUUACCGAGACAGUUCCACUAGAAGCAGGAUUUUUAACAUCCGCCUCCUUGAUAAGUUUCAACAAUUGUUUACUGCUUAUUAUGGUUUCUGCUCUAUCCAUCUCUUCCGCUUUCUCUAUUCAUUACUGCUCACGAUCAUUGCGUAGGCUUUUUAUGAGCUCGCAUUUAAGCUGUUGCCGCACCUCAUCAUGUUUGAAGCCAGACGGAAUGAGUUUCCGAGCGUCUGUCAGUUCGGUAGCCACCGCUGAAUUCCACUUUUUUUCUUGACUUUUUCGUCUAAGUUACUGGUAGAUAUCACUGCUGUUUCCGAAGGUUUUUGGAUAUCAUACUAAGGUAUCUUGGUAUGAAUGUCACUUUGAUGGUUGAUCGACUCCUCUAGUUGUUCCAGAAAUAUCUUAUUAACUUUUCAAUCAACCCCAUUAGAUUUUGUUGUCAUGGCUUUUCUGGGCCCAAUAAGAUGCAGAUAAAUACGUGCUUGAACUAGAGCAUAAUCUGAGUCUAAACAUGUGUUCCAAAAUGAUCGACAGUCUACUAUCGAACCUCCCCAACGAUGUUUGAUGGCAAUGUUGUCCAUUUGAGACCAUCGUUGAAUGGAUUGUUUGGGUUGCCACGUCAAACGUUGUUUUUCCUUAUGCUUAAAGUUGGCGCUUCAGUCAGUCAGUCAGUAACAACGUAGAACUUCGUACGUAUGUACAUCAGUUCCGCUUGCUAAAACUAGACGGUUAUCCGGGCAUAUUACGUCAGAUGGUCUCCAUUUUCUGUUUACUGAGCCGCAACACCGUUAAACUCACCCAAGUGCUUUAUUGAUUGGUUUAUCCUAUCUACUUGAGCGUUCAAAUCACUCACAAUUAUACGACAUCAGAGUGUUUAGCUGUUUGAAUGUUGGAUGGCUUCCCAUAAAAUUCAUUUUUAAUUUCAUCCCAGCUGCAUUCAGUGGGAACGUGGAUACCGAAGAGGCAACAGAAUGUGUCUCUAUCUCUUCGAAUUUUUACUGUCCCAUUUAGUUGAACGGCACUCAGGCGAUUGUCUAUUAGAAUCCGGUCUAGGAGAACUUGUUCUUUAGAACUUAAUUCUAUACCUACAACAGCGAGCUCACUGGAAAUACCAGUGGGGUCUCCAGAUACUCGAGGAGUAAACCGUGCCGGUUCUUUAUAUUGUUAAGGUGAUGUCAAAUGAAUAGCCGUACCUGUACCUUGUAUGAGCGUUUCUGAGACACAGCGUACAUCGAUGGCUCGUGAUUCUGGAGUCCUAGCUAAGUAAACCUUUUUUCUGAAUGUUAAGACUCCGACAUGUAGUUUAAAGCGUGGUUUUAAGAGACCAGCAAUAACAUUUAAUGGACUGAAGUCAUUAGCAUUGGUGGCGCGUGGUGAUAAAGAAUACAGUUGUUACCUUGGACCCAGCUGGAUGACUUGGAUGUCAUAGAUGACCUUGCCCUUCUAUCCUUUACACAGAAACAAGUGCAGACGAAAACAGCCAGUAUGUCACCAACUUUUAAAGCACUAUCCCUCAGAAAGCAAGAUUCUAAAAUACAGCACAGUGAGGACCAAAUAAAUCGAAUUUGAUGAAUAAACUCUGUAACUAGUGAUAGUUUUUAAUUUCAUGGUCAGGAUUGCCGAUGAGUUAGGAGGAUCUGGUACAGAUAUGAAGGGAAGGAUUGGAAAAGUAAGUGGAACAUUGAUGCGAUCAAAGAAUAUAUGUAACUCAAAACAACUGUCAGCGAAUACCGGAGUCAGAAAUCUUAAUAUACGUUAAUACAGUACAAUUUUAUGGAGCAGAAACUUGUAGAGAUGCUAAAACUAUUAUCAAAAAGGUACAGGUAUUUAUAAACAAUUGUCUACACAAGAUAACCCAGAUCCAUUGGUCAGACACUAUCGACAAUAACCUACUGUGGAAGAGAAAAAACCAGCUUCCAACUGAAGAAGAAAUUAGGAAAAGACGAUGGAGGUAAGUGGGACACAUUGUAGAGAUCAUCGAAAUGCAUCACGAAGCAAACCCUAACUUGUAAUUCUGGAUGCGGGUUUCAGAGACGCCGUAUACAUCGAUGCUGCGAGAUUCUAGAGUCCUAGCUAAACAAACUUGUCCUGUCUGACAAGUUUUCACGUUUUUAUCGUAUCUCGUCGUUAAUUUGUUACGCCUGGUCUUCACUGAUUAUUAUGGUUUUCUCCCAAAAUUCCCGCCGCCAGUUUGUUAUGUAAUCGAUUAUCACUUAUACUUAUAAAACAAGAAACCACUGCGAUUGCCACGACGCGAAAGUAAGAACACCCAGAUCGAUACAAGUAAAUAUUUAUUAACCCCAAAACACGACGACGACCCUAGUCGAAAAUACACUCAUUUUGAUAAAAUCACAUAUAUGAAAAAUACUUAGGUUUAAAAAAUCGUAUUCUACAUGACAUGCUUACCAUAGUUCAUGUUAAUUUAAUACAAGAAUAUCGUAUGUUAUACAGAAUAAAAUAUCACACAGGAAAACAGAAACAAAUACUACAGAUUGAAUUAAAAUGGAAGUAAUGUUGAACAAAAAUCAUGAUGAGUAAAUCAAUCUAAUUUUGACUUUUCAUUCCGUCAUAUCACUUUUCUUCUUAAUUCUUGUUAAUAUUGUUUGAUCAAUCAUUUGCAUCAUACUUAUUUCGGUAAUUUUUUUGUCUCUCACCAUUCUUUCGUUUUUACUGCUCAUAAAAAUAUCUCAGAAAGUUCUUUAAUAUAUGGUGAGCACAUUUCUAAUUGACAUAAUGAUAACCUAAUUGGCCAUCUUACUGUUUACUUGGAGUCAUUAAUUACGCUUCCUACGUGCGAGGUCGCGGAUAUGCACUGUUGAAGAGUCCCAUACAACGGUGAAACUGCCGUCCAUAUCUUCCAGGUCUAUCUUAGACCAUUUCAUGAUCUCACUUGUGAAAAUACUACAACCUUCACAAAUACCUUGUGCUUAUAUACUAGUCUGGUCGUAUAUGGAGUUGCUGGUAACCCAAAGGACUUGGUAAUCACUUCUAUGACCUCGGAACUGAAUAAUCUUGAUCCAUCAGUUAUGGGGAUAAAAUUGUAGUGAUAAGUUUCAUUUUUCGAUAUCUUCGAUUUUUCCACUUCUACUUCCCGUAGUUUUAUUGUUCUGUCGUCAAUAAAUUCUUUAUUAUAUAUUACUGUAUUUAGGGCUUGGGACAUGAACUAUCAGAUACAGAGAUUUUACAACUGAUAUCACAUGGAAGGCUUAAAACUCGUGAAUUAGAAUCAGUCGUUCGCAAUCCAUUUCGGGCUGUUGAACUCCGUCGUUUAGAUUUGUCAACAUUUCUUAAUAACCCACAUAUUAUUGAACGCAUUCCAUACAAAGACUAUGAUUAUCGUCUUGUAUAUGGUCAAUGUUGUGAAGAGGUAAGGAAAAUCAUUUUUAUUAGUAUACUUCUGUGAGUUAAAAGAUUCCUUAAUACGGUGGCUUAGUGGUUAUAAUCGCUUAAAUUUUAAUCACUGAGUUUCAGAUUCAGUCUCCUUUUGACCUACUUACGUCUAGGCAAUUGAGUAUUCUGAUGUAUGAAAAGUAUGGUUCGAAGAUUUAGUGCACGAACCUGUACUUGAUUACUUAUCUAAACUUCAUAUUUUAAAAUAAGUACACCUGAUAUUUUAAUCAUGUACGUACAAUUGAACAAUAAGUUAACCAUAAAGUCAGUUCUUGUAAAAGUUUUUCAGCUUAUGUAUCCGCUCAAAUAAAACUCUGAAUAACGUCGGUAGUUUAUGUAACCCCUUGAUUUCUUUUACUCAGGAACACCCGAAUCAUGUAUAAUGAAGAAGACAAAUCCAAACUCAAGUUUCACUUAAAACUAUAACUGUGUCCACAAAUCAAUGUUCAGUCUUAUGAUCAUGUAUGACCUCAAGUUUUUGGGAUGAUCUUGUAAGUUUUUGUGAUCAGUAGUAAUUGACCCAAUGAACAAAAGAAUUAGAUAAAGAAUGUAGAAUAACUUGUAGGAAGGUUCCUAAUUCGUUGAUAGGUGAUAAUUGAUUGAUUUUCGUUUUAAUUUUAUUUUGAAAAUUUGUUAACAUUUAGCAUCCUGGAAAAAUUAUUCAUAUUUCAUCUGAGUAUCUUUCAGAUGAAGAAUUGUUUAAUAAUUCUGAAAUUGGCUGCAUAAUGUAUAUAUUUGACUUAUAUUCAAUGUGUGGAAUAAAUAAUAAUGUUGUUGUAUUAUCUACUUUUAAUAAACUGAUCUUUUUAAUUAAAAAUUCAAGGAAUGGGACCUAUCGCAUUCAAAUAUCAUUUAUAAACUUUGAUGUAAAACAGUGGCUAUUUCCAAAAUUCUUGUUAGUAUUGUUCUAAAAUUUAACAAAAUACAUGAAUACUUUUGAAUCAUCUAUAAAGAACGGGGAUAAACAGGAAAGGUGUGGAUUUGCUUCACAGUUAAUAUUACUAGGUUACAUUUAAUGUGAAAUUAGUUAGUUUCCAAUACACAACAAAGUUUUGGUCUUUUCAUGCGAUUGAGGUCUCAACAAAUGCUAUUACUCACUUUUGGUUACUUCUAUACACUAUUCAUAGUAAUCUGUUAACAAGUUGGUGAGUUUCCAAAAUUUUUCAAAUAUAUUGUUGCACAAAUUGAUUUCACAAAAUUCUGGUAAAUUUUGUCUUCUAAAGUUAUCCAAAGGGAUGAACUGUUCAAUCACGAAUGCAUUUAUGGAAUACGGUGGUUCAUUUAUUCUCCAUACAUUUCAUGCAAAAUAUUUUAGGCAGAUUGUUAAAAUAAAUAAGUAAAUUGAAACAUACUUUAAACAGAUCAUUAUUUAAAUAGUGUACAACAGAAUGCAAGAAAAAACCAGUCAAGAUUUUAGUAUUUAGCUUGCGAUUCGCUUGUGAAGUUUAAUCAAUCAAGUCCGUGUUGAGAAAACCAACAGCAUGUGUAUAAUAACGGUAAAAGAAACAAAUACUGGUUGCUGUUUACGGGGGGAAAGAUAGAACAAAUAAUCUAUCAAAUAUCUUCACUACUACAAUAGGCUCACAACAUACCGUUCAGUGAUUUGGAAGUAUUUGUCAUACUCAUACGUGUGUUUUACAACCAAUGCAUUGGUUUUGUUUGAUCAUGUGUGAUCCCAUGUCAACUGUUAAUCCUUAAAAUAAUACUUUUCAAGUUAUUUAUGUCGCUUCACAUUUUAAUAUGGCAGAUUUUUUAUCGUUUCAGUUUUCUAACUCCCAAAUCUAAAAAUUCCUCAGUAUCAUUUAUUUUUUUUAAAAAGUAGCUUUCUCAAGAAUAUCGUAAUUAUGUAUCAACUUUGAUGUAUGCAACACCAUUGUACACUACAUAUGUAUAUAUGAAGGAAAUCACGAGGUAUAAAACUCACUAACGAUUUCGAGUGUAAUCAGUGUGUUGUCACAUUCUCCACAUUGAUUAGUCGUUCAUGUUUAAAAGUAUGACUAAAGUUGAUGAAUUGUAAAACGUUUACAUAAACUUGCCCUUUGGAAUACUCGAAAUCAUAUUUUCAUCGUAAGAGAUCCACACUCUUUUCUUUGUAAUUGCAAACGCCUUAAUAAAUUACGAUGUACUUUUGGAAACCAGAAUAAGCACUAAUAUUGGGUUUAACAUUUUCUAUUUUAUUUUUACACUUAGAAGUAUGUUAUGAUAGAAUAGAUACUCACCUUUCAAACUAUGGGUUAUCAGUCCUAUCAACUAUGUUCAUUGUGAUAUGGACAACUUAUUUUUAUCUCCACCAAUAUAAGUGGUUUUCUACCUAAUUCAAAAAUCUUAAAUUUAUAUAUUUUGGUCUGUUAAAAUCCAGGUUAUCGGGUACAUGCCUAUACCAGUUGGAAAAAUUGGACCUCUUCUACUGGAUGGUCGUUCUCAUUACAUUCCUUUGGCUACAACUGAAGGAUGCUUGGUAGCCAGCACAAAUCGGGGAUGUCGUGCAAUUUUUUUAGCUGGUGGUAUCAAAAGUGUUGUCUAUAGAGAUCAAAUGACAAGAGCACCUGUUGUUUGGUUUCCAUCAAUUAUUGAUUCAGUGAAAUGUAUUGCAUGGAUUGAUUCAGAUGAAGGAUUCCAAAUUUUAAAAUCAGCUUUCGAUAAAACUAGCGCACAUGUAAACUUAUUAUCAGUUUUUGCUUGUCCGGCUGGUCGAUAUAUUCAUAUUCGAUUUGCUGCACGUACAGGUGAUGCUAUGGGUAUGAAUAUGGUUAGUAAAGCCACUGACAGUGCUUUGCAUUGUCUACAAAAAUAUUUCAGUAAUAUGCAAGUUAUUUCUUUAAGUGGAAAUAUGUGUACAGAUAAGAAGCCAGCUACCAUAAAUACAAUUCUUGGUCGUGGUAAAUCUGUUAUUGCUGAAGCUCAUCUAUCAGCUGAUGUACUGGCUCAAGUGUUACAUACCAAUGCACAACGAUUAGCUCGGUUAACUCAUUCCAAAAAUUGGAUUGGAUCUGCAAUGGCCGGUUGUCCUGGUAUGAUGGGAUGUAAUGCACAUGCAGCAAAUAUUAUUGCUGGAAUGUUUGCAGCUACGGGACAAGAUUUAGCUCAAGUUGUUGACUCAUCAUCUUGCUUAACGCAAUUGGAGGUUGAUUUGUCAGAUGACUCACUGGUAGCUAGUGUUACUAUGCCAUGUUUAGAAGUUGGUACAGUCGGUGGUGGUACACGUCUUCCAGGCCAACGUGCAUGUCUUGACUUACUGGAUUUAAGCGUCGAUCGUCCAACUGAACAUUUAUCACGGAUAAUUGCUGGAACUGUACUUGCAGCUGAGUUGAGCUUAAUGGCAGCCUUAGACACAGAUGAUUUGGUGAAAGCACAUAUGCACUUCAAUCGAGCCAAGCAAUCUACAAAUUCUAACCCCUGUAGUCAUUCUACUACUGCUGAUUAUAAUAAUAAUGAUAACAAUAGUAAUAUUUACGAUAAUCAUAGCAUCGCUUUAUCUUCAAAAAGUACUGUUACUGAUAAUUCAGAUGUACGCGAAUCUGUUCAUUCCAUACAUGUGAAACCACUUCCUGUUAAAAGUGACUUAUCUGUAAAUUCGGUGAUACCCCAUUAUACUAUGUAACUUGUAUAUGUAGACAAUUUUACUGUCAGUUUACAAAACACCCUUGUAUAUCAUUACUAAGCCCUAGAUUAAAGGUUAACAAAUAGGUUGUAUUCUCGAAUCAUUUUUAGACGUUUACUUAAUUUCCCGUGUUUUUUUUUCACUUUCUGUUUCCGUACGUUUGAUCAAAAUAAACAAAUUAUACCCCAAUAUUUUAUUUGUAAGCUACUCAUACUGUUUAAAUCAUCUACAAUUUCGAACAUGAAAAGUACACAGUAAUCUUAGGUUGUGAUUCGUUUCUUCUCAGUUAAAGUGGCGGUGGUGGUGUUGGUGAUGAAAUUUCAAAUUUCUCACAGAAUUACCACCAUCCGAAAAGGUUUAAUUUUGGACGACUCAUUACUGCUUUUUCUACCUGGUACUUGAUUUAUAUGUCUAUUUAGUGUGUUUUAAAAUAUCUAACCGUAUAUCCAAUUUGGCCACUUGCAUAAACCGAAAUGUCAGCCAUAAACUCACGAACUUUUGAAUUACUUAUUUUCGUAUUUUUUUAGUAGUCCACUCAUUUUAUCUUUCGGAUGCGAUUCAUCAAAAAACGUUCUAAUCGAUCGACCAAAUAUUAUUUCGAAUGGUUAUUUACCAGUUUAGGUUCGAUGUAAUUCUGUGAGAGAUUAGGAGCUGCUGUAGGACUUCUUCAACUCUAGCUCUUUUAAAAGAGCUCGUUUGAAAAAAUCGAAUUUUUAUGCCUGCCUAUUUGACUGUGUAUAGUACUAUUUCGGAACUCCGUUAGCUCAGAUAGUGUUCCGUAAUAUGAAACCAGAACAUUAGAUAUUCCAAACUUACCAAAAAUUUGUCCGAUAUGUAAUGGGGUUCCAGAUGUGGACGGGCUUCGUACAGAAUAGAUUUCAGGCCGCAAAAAAUUUUUGGCCGUUUACUGACGCCGCAUAAUAGGUAUGUACGCAAACACAAGGCUUAUUUGUCUCUGUUCAUCGAUGGACUUCUGCUUUUCGCGGUUACAGCAGACCAAUGACAUCUUGAUAUAUGUUUAUUUACAGAGAAAUCUAUGAGUGGCCAAUUAAAAUAUGUGUGCAUGUUUGCAAUCCUUUUUUUAAUACCGAGUGAUCUGUCUGAGAAGAGAAGACUCAAAAAAGAUUUCAGAAUGGUAACGCAAUUACCAGACAUCAAAUAAAUGUCAUAAAUUAGGAUAGACUCACCCCAUAACAGUAAUCAAAUAUGAUGUUGAUGCAUUUUAUCGACAUUUCCAUUCCUUCAGUAAAGUGUCUCAUAUUCUCAUACAGGGAAAUAUCGAUCGUCGCUACUUUUACCACUGCUGUUGUUACUAGUAGGACUCUGACAGCAUUACAAAACACUUUAUUUCCAGCUUGAGUGAUACAGAAGCAGUAACACUCUCUUACUUGGAGGUCAUCUUCAAUUAACCGCGACAACCUAUUUGCAUUUACCAUACCAACUAUGAGUGGUCAACUGAAAUAUGUGUGCAUGUUUGCAAUCAUUUUGUUUGUUACCGAGUGAUCUGUCUGACCAAAAACGAAGGAUAUUACGUAAGAAAAUUGGGCAAAGCUUACGUAGGACCGAGAAGCCUGCUGGUCGAAGCGUGCUAAUGAGUUGGAAGCAGCAGCUGCAUCUGGUAACUACCGGAAGCUCUUCCAACUCAUCCGAGCCACUGGCAGCAGGAAGUCUGGUGUGAGGGAAACAAUCUGCGAGGAUGAGGGGAUGCCAAUCACCAACAUCCAUCGACGUCUUGGACGGUCGGCUGAAUUUUUCGAAGGGCAGUUCAACUGGCCUGCUGCUCCGGCAACAUCGUUAGUAAUGCAGAGGUUCGGGAUCGUGUGUUCGAGCACAGGGACGAUAAUGCAAUUGGUGUCACCAUCUUGAAACACCGACUUCGGUGGCUAGGACAUGUUCUACGAAUGUCGUCCCAGAGAAUUCCACGUCGUGCAUUAUUUGCCGACUCUGGGACUGGUUGGAAGAAGCGGUGAGGUGGUCAGUGUAUAACAUGAUGUCGUGGUAUGAAAGAAAGCUACAAAGGGCUAACUGGUGUUGGUCCUUCACAACUCCCUGGCUGGGGUCCGAGAGAUGGUGCUACACAGUGGCUAGAGACUUUAUCAGAUAUGGCUCAGAAUAGAAGCCAGUGGCGAUCCUGCUGUAACCUUCUUUUACUUUCUUCAUAAAAAAAGUGGUUGUGUCUUCCUUAAAUGAAAGAUUUCUUCUGAUUGUACCUUUGCAUUCCCCCAUUUUUGCCGUUAUUAUUAUUACACCACCUUACAUCAAUCUCUUCGUUAUUAUUCUCUCGUUUUUGUUCUUUACCUUCUCUUUAAAUUCUCAUUGUUUUGUGUGGCGCAUAUAUAUUUGGCGCAUUCUUGUACCAAUAUUUAUGUGUUCAAAUAAAUAAAUACCAACUAACGUCUGAUACAGCAGCAAAUCGGAAUCAUAUUCUAAUAGCAUAGUCGCUCUACCGGUCAGUGUUAAUAGUUACUGUCUUCCUUGCCAGAUAUGUUUAGGAGCGACCCAUGGUCAGUCUGCAAAGUAAAACUUCUGUCAUAAACGAUCGUGCGAAAAUUCCGGAUUGAAAACAUUAGAUCUAAAGUAUCAUUUUCAGUUUGACUGUAAUUCUUUUCAGUCUCAGUGAGCGUCCAUGAAUAAUGAAAUAUAACUUUUUUGACCUAUCAGGAAAUUUGUGAGAAAUUCACCGAUCCAAUAUUGAAAUCGAACAUGACAGACGCUACUAUUAACCUAAGUUUUAGGUUCUAGUAAGUGAGCAACAUAUCACACGUUAAGAUCCGUUUUACUUAUUCAAAAGACACCUAGCACUUCUUAGUUCAGUUCUAUUUAAACGGAGUCUGCAGAAAAUGAAUAAUGGGCACGAAAUUGUCAUAAUAUUCAGUCAUUCCUAAAAAUGGCUGAAGCGUAUUCACAUAAGAUCGUGGCGAGAUAUUCACCAUGACAUGUACCUUUUCCAGAUCAGCGCUUUGUCCAUGGGAAUCGAUAAUAGUUCUCAAAUAUCGAAUACUUAGCAAAAAAAUGAACGCUCUUCUGCCAUUAUGUGAAAACCAUACGCUGUGAUACGAGGAGAAACUUGUUACUAUUGAUAGCGUUCUUUUCCAUUUUUAUCGGCAAUAAUAAUAAUAUAUUCCAUGGCAAAUAAUACAUCACUUGACAUAGUUUCCAAAACUUGCUAAGAAUUACUGGAACGCAUUUUACACCAUAAGGCAGCCCAUUAUAUUGAACCAAUCCUCGAUUCGUCCUUAUUGCUAGCAGAUGUGCAUCCGAGAAAUCAAUCUUCGAAAAUAUAGUGAACCCAGUCAGCUUCAUUAACAAGUCCUCCGGAAUAGGUAAUGGGUAUAGAUGGUCCUGUAAUGCCUUGUUUAAACCGGCGGAUAAAUCUUCAAAUACUUAUUAUUUACCAUCAUCUUUCCAUGAAACCACUAGUGUUGUUGUUCAAGCGAAACAAUUUAGAGGAGAAAUAAACCUAGAACUCAGCAGCCUGUGAAGUUCUACAUCUAUGGCA
Messenger RNA from Schistosoma haematobium, 12278 nucleotides. RefSeq names its product 3-hydroxy-3-methylglutaryl-coenzyme A reductase. Lineage: Eukaryota; Metazoa; Platyhelminthes; Trematoda; Strigeidida; Schistosomatidae. The coding region runs from base 7550 to 8779 and encodes 409 amino acids. Gene Ontology annotation, cellular component: peroxisomal membrane; endoplasmic reticulum membrane. Gene Ontology annotation, molecular function: hydroxymethylglutaryl-CoA reductase (NADPH) activity; protein binding. Gene Ontology annotation, biological process: coenzyme A metabolic process; sterol biosynthetic process; isoprenoid biosynthetic process. The transcript is spliced from 5 exons. The record is from RefSeq and is a predicted model, not a curated record.